Messenger RNA from Dovyalis caffra, 354 nucleotides. NCBI's taxonomy places the organism in Eukaryota, Viridiplantae, Streptophyta, Magnoliopsida, Malpighiales, Salicaceae. The record is from the annotation of a GenBank genome assembly.
AUGGUCCAAGAUGGUUCUAGGGGGAUACAGCUAGUCACGAUGCGUUCCGUCAAGGUAAUUAAGGCUGCGUUUGUUUCAAAAUGGAAGAUCAUCACACAACCGCAAGAGAAAAUUGGUUUUGGAUGGAAUGAUGAGUUGAAAAUGAUAAUUGUCUCAAAACAAGUUUAUGAUGAAGAGAUAACGACUGUCCUCACAUGGAAUGACGUGGUGAGGCAGAAUUGGUUGAGUGACGAAGGGACAAAGGGAAGUUGGCCCGGAGGUGAUUUUCAAUCCCCAAAGACAAAUACAUUACGUACUUUGGUGCCCCAUCCAGACCACUACUGUUCAGGAACACAUGGUUCCAUGGAUUCUUGA